AUGUCUAAUAUCAUGGACGCCUCAUAUACGAUAAAUAUAUAAAACGCCAUUGUAAAACUGUUAUGUUGGCAACGGAAAUUUCGUUAGUAAUAAAUUAUCAAUGUUAAUCUGUAACGUUUCUUGAAAAUACGUUAGACAACGAGUUGUUUCGGACGUUUCGAACACCUUUCUGUGGACGAUGAACAAUUUGCAAAGUUUGAUCGCCGAGCCUUGCUCGGACGGAAUUAUCAAGGACGAGAUAAUUGAUAACGAUAUCCUGCUAUUUUCGCAAUACGAGAGCUUGUCGGAUCCGAAUGAGGAACUGCAGAUUCUUCAGCAGUUUGAAGACAAUCCCAGUACCAUCGUAUAUCACGACAACCCGCUGGAACUACCAUCAGAUCAUGGUUCGUUUCCGACAACGCCGACCCCAGCCAACUUGUUGGUCCGAUCCGAUCCGACGGGAUCGAAAUCAAACAAAAGCAGUGGCGGCUCGCAUUUGGCGAACGGCAAACCUUCUAAAGUCUUCGAAUGCGGAAUUUGUGGCAAACAAUUCGGGCAUCAAUACACCCUGAUGAGGCACUUGCCUACCCACACGGAUGAGCGCAAAUUCCAUUGUCUCACCUGCGGAAAAUCCUUCCGACAGAUGUGCACCUUAUCCCAGCACCGGGCCAUUCACUCAUCCGCCCGCCCUUAUGUCUGCGAAAUAUGCCACAAAAACUUCAACAGGGUGUCAACCCUGAUUUCGCAUCGCAAAACUCACACCGGCCAGAAACCUCACCGAUGCCAUCUGUGCAACAAGUCGUUCCACCAAAAGGGUAAAAAAGGGCUUCGACACCUUUUCCGUGCACAUAUAAACCAUAUCCUGCGUAACUCAGGUAACCUCCGCAAUCACAUCUUCACUCAUACCAACGAGCGACCUUACAAGUGCGACGUAUGUUCGAAGGGGUUCAACCAAAUGUCGAAUUUGAUGUGUCACAAGUUCAAGGUCCACCACCAGGAUAACGUCAUACCCAAAUACGAGUGCAAGGUCUGCGGCGAGGAGUUCUCCAAACGUAUCAACCUGAGACACCACGAACAACGUCAGCACGGGCUGACUCCACUGCCUUCCAGUGGAAGUUCUGCCUUCAAUCAAUCCCAUACUAUUUUCGUGGAUCCGAUCCAAACGGAAGCCAUGCGUCGCGCGCUGGAAUCUAAUCGGACACCAUUCGCGUUGUUGCGACCGUUAUCGGGUAUUCCGGUACUGGUCCGGGUCCUUCCGGCUGGCGACAAGCAAAUGCUGGUGCCGGCGACCGAAGAGGACCUCGAAGAGUACGGUCAGAUAUCGGUAACGCCCAAAGUCGAGGCCGACCAAGAGGACCAAGGUACCGGUACAGUGGUUCAAAUUAAGUUGCCGGUCGUGGCCACGGUUAUACAAAAGGGUGAGACUGAUUUUCUUACUGGGGUGCCGGGCUCGAUGCCACACGACUCCCUUAAUUCAGUUAAGAUUUUGAACGAGGACGCUGGCAGUAGCGAGUUACCUGGUAAGAGUUACCAGGUAAUGACACUGCCAAUAGUGUACGUUCUUUAUUUUAGUGUGCGAACCGGUCAAUCCUUGCGGGAACGUCAACAUUGAAAACGCCGAUUUUAUAUUUCUAGAUUCUGUUACUUGUUAACUUAGUUAUAUUUUGUCCAUUGUUCAUCCCAGUUUGCUUA
Molecule: messenger RNA, 1671 nt
Organism: Cylas formicarius (sweet potato weevil)
Lineage: Eukaryota; Metazoa; Arthropoda; Insecta; Coleoptera; Brentidae
Product: zinc finger protein 852-like
Exons: 7
Coding region: 179-1591 (470 amino acids)
Biological process (GO): regulation of transcription by RNA polymerase II
Cellular component (GO): nucleus
Molecular function (GO): RNA polymerase II transcription regulatory region sequence-specific DNA binding; DNA-binding transcription factor activity, RNA polymerase II-specific
Source: RefSeq, a predicted model, not a curated record